Arctia plantaginis is the source of this 1467-nucleotide messenger RNA. Lineage: Eukaryota; Metazoa; Arthropoda; Insecta; Lepidoptera; Erebidae. The record is from the annotation of a GenBank genome assembly.
AUGGUACUAAUUGUUUACACAAAAUGUGACGAUUACUAUACAAAACGCAACCAAAUUCUAAAACUUGAAAGCGACUUAAGCCUCGGAGGAAACACAACGCUCACAGUAAAGGAAGGUAUUGUUAACAAAUGCUUGAUGAUACAAAAGUUAAUUGAUGCUGAUAAUGCAUUCGAUCAUCCGGAAACUUACAACUUCUCACAUCAUUUCUUCUCAUAUAAGGACAGAAUACCUACUUCAAAGGUUUACAAGAUCAUCAAGGCGAUGCCUAAAGGAGCUGUGUUACAUAUUCACGACAUGGCGAUCAUGGGACCUGAUUAUAUGUUGAACAUCACUUAUAUGGACCAUUUAUAUGUUUGUAUUGGAAAGCGAAUACAGUUUUUGUUUUCGAAAGCAGUGCCGAAAACCGAAUGUUGUGGUGAGUGGCAACUUAUGAGUCAAGUCAGACAUGCAGCAAAAAAUGUUACCAAGUUUGAUUUAGAAAUUAGGAAGCAUUUUACACUUGUUGUGGACAACCCUGACUUUGUGUAUCCAACAAUCAAAGAAAGUUGGGAUACAUUUAUGCAAUAUUUUGGAACGGUGCUCGGUUUAAUUACAUAUGAACCAGUGUGGCAACAAUAUUUUUAUGAUGCUUUGGACUCUUUAAGAAAGGAUAACGUUAUGUAUGUAGAAGUAAGAAGUGUUUUGCCAAAGCUUUAUGAUCUAGAUGGUACUGUUUAUGACCAGAAAGUGACGGCAAAAUCUUACAGAAAAGCCAUUAAAAAAUUUGUUUCAGCACAUCCUGAUUUUAUUGGGGCAAAACUUAUUUUUGCACCCUCAAGGCAAGUAGACGCUCAAACUGUAGAAGAAUAUGUAAAAUUGGCAAGAGAAUUAAAGAACGAAGUACCAGAUAUAUUUGCUGGCUUUGACUUAGUUGGACGUGAAGACCUUGGCAAUCCUCUAAUAGAGUUUGCAUCAAUAUUGAAUGAUGCAAAGGAUUUGAAAUUCUUUUUUCAUGCAGGCGAAACUGAUUGGUAUGGAAGUUCAACGGACAUGAACCUUAUAGAUGCAGUACUUCUUGGAGCUAAGCGUAUUGGUCAUGCGUAUGCGCUGACGAAGCAUCCUGUGGUUAUGAAACAUGUGAUUGAGAAUGACAUUGGAUUAGAGAUUAAUAUAGUCUCGAAUGCCGUGUUAUCGUUGGUUAAAGAUAUCCGAAACCAUCCGUUGAGUGUUUUUCUAAGUCACAACUUACCAGUUGUGUUGUCUAGUGACGAUCCAGGUGCUUGGGAAGCCGAUCCUUUAUCAGAUGACUUUUACAUAGCUUUUGUUGGUGUUUCUAGCAAGUUCUCAGACUUAAGGAUGUUAAAAACUUUGGCUCUUAAUUCUUUGAAGUAUAGUGCAUUAGAUCCUGUCGAAAAACAAAGGGCUAUCCGCUCGUUCCACCAAAAAUGGGAUGAUUUUGUAGAAAAUUUUGACUGUUCGAAGUAUUAA